Messenger RNA from Tilletiopsis washingtonensis, 1479 nucleotides. Its product is annotated as NAD(P)-binding protein. Gene Ontology annotation, cellular component: intracellular anatomical structure. NCBI's taxonomy places the organism in Eukaryota, Fungi, Basidiomycota, Exobasidiomycetes, Entylomatales. Gene Ontology annotation, molecular function: oxidoreductase activity, acting on NAD(P)H, oxygen as acceptor. Bases 367 to 1194 code for a protein of 275 amino acids. The transcript is spliced from 8 exons. The record is from RefSeq and is a predicted model, not a curated record.
GACUACUGCAGCUCCAGCGGUGCAGACUGCGACGGCCGAGAAGGAGGCCGGAGGUGAUGCUGCGCCUCGCGGACCCUCGGCCUUGAGCCCACCCCGCAUCGUCAGCGGCACGCUCACAAGGCUGUGCCGCGAGGCUUAUGUAAGCGGGAAUCUUGGCCCUCCACUAGCGUGAGCUGGUCCGAGCGCAGGUGUUCUCGACCUCGUCGACUUUCGCUUGCCUCUUCUCCUCACUACAUCAACACUAGACUCUGACCGAGGACCAGCCAGCUUCUCGAAAGGCUCCACUUCAACGUCAAGCUCGCAGUAUCCACGCAGCUACCUUGCACCGCCCCACACUUCCAGGACCUCUCGGCAAUCUAGCCCAGUAUGUCGAUGACACUCGAAGGCAACGGCCCCGAGCGGACGCCUCGGCCCACGCCCCAAGUGGCAUCUGCGCACGUGUUGGAUCUAUUCAAGAUGACCGAUCGCGUCGUCUGCGUCACUGGCGCCGCCUCCGGCAUCGGCUAUGCCGCGUGCGAAGCUAUGGCAGAGGCUGGAGCGCACGUCGCGAUGUUCUACAACAGCAACGCGGCGUGUGUGCAGAAGGCAGAGGCGCUGGCAAAGCAGUGUGGCGUGAAGGUGAAGGCGUAUCAGGUGCAGGUCACGGAUGCCGAGGCGGUCAAGAUGGCCGUUGAUCAGGUCGUCGCGGAUUUCGGAAAGCUGGACUGCUUCGUGGCCAAUGCUGGCAUGGCCGUGUCGAAGCCGAUCCUCGAGAUCAGCCUCGAGGACUGGCGCAAGAUGUCGGACGUCAACUACCAUGGUGUGGCAUACAGCGCAAUGGCAGCGGGUGCAGUCUUCAAGAAGCAGGGCUUCGGCAACUUCAUCGCGACGAGCUCAAUGAGCGCAUCGAUCGUGAACGUGCCUGUGCUGCAGAGUGGGUACAAUGCAAGCAAGGCGGCGGUCACGCACCUCUGUAAGUCACUCGCCGUCGAAUGGCGCGACUUUGCACGCGUCAACAUCGUGUCGCCGGGCUUCCACCACACGGACAUGGGCGCAAGCCCCGGUGUCGUGCAGGAAGCGCUGCGCAUGACCCCGCUUGGCCGUCAGGGAGACGUGCGCGAGCUCAAGGGCGCCUAUCUCUACCUCGCUUCCGACGCAAGCUCGUUCUGCACUGGCACUGAUCUGCUCGUCGAUGGCGGCUACACGCUGCCGUGAGGAGCGAUGGCAGAUGAGGAAAGGUGGAACGACGUGAGAUUCUGAUGCGCAGCGCAGCGGGAGGAAAUGGCGAUGGUGCGGACAUGAUGAGGGCGAGCAGCGUGGUGUGAGGUGACGACGUGAAGAGCACGGAAUGAGGACGGAAGAGAGGCUACAUGAGGUGAGAAUGCGCGGUGGCGAGGACAGGUGACGCGAUGAAGAGUCGAUCGUGGAAGGAGGCGGCGUGGACUUGAGAUGCUUCAGGAGCGAGGACGGGCUCGAGCACUUCAGUCGAGGUCGCGAGGA